Molecule: messenger RNA, 471 nt
Organism: Myotis myotis
Lineage: Eukaryota; Metazoa; Chordata; Mammalia; Chiroptera; Vespertilionidae
Product: interferon-induced transmembrane protein 1-like
Exons: 1
Coding region: 1-471 (156 amino acids)
Biological process (GO): type I interferon-mediated signaling pathway; host-mediated suppression of symbiont invasion; response to interferon-alpha
Cellular component (GO): plasma membrane
Source: RefSeq, a predicted model, not a curated record
AUGAACUUUAAAACCAGACCGUUGACCACGGUGGACAUCACGGGCCCUGGGUUCUGGGGAACCCCCAGCACAGACACCUCGUGUUCCUCCUUGAACAUCUCCUGUUUGGGGAGCAGGUGGGUCUCAGGCGAAGAAGGUGGAUGCUUCCCGAGGCAGAGACCUGAGCUGUCCACCAUGGUCAACAUCCAGACUGACACAGUGGUGCCCGACCACAUCGUCUGGUCCCUGUUCAACACCCUCUUCUUCAACACAUGCUGCCUGGGCUUCGUGGCCUUCGCCUACUCCGUGAAGUCUAGGGUCCGGAAGAUGGUGGGAGACGUGAUUGGGGCCCAGAGCUAUGCGUCCACCGCCAAGUGCCUGAACAUCUGGGCCGUGGUCCUGGGCAUCAUUAUGACCAUCGGACUCAUUGUUCUCCUGGUCCUUGUGCUCCCGGGAGUCAUUCAGACCGUGAUGCAUAACAGAGGUUUCUAG